This is a messenger RNA of Arctia plantaginis, 3570 nucleotides long. Lineage: Eukaryota; Metazoa; Arthropoda; Insecta; Lepidoptera; Erebidae. The record is from the annotation of a GenBank genome assembly.
AUGAGAUUAACACUUGCAGAUAACUUUGUUGGUGUCAUAAUGUCAGAGGCGUACGCCCGUGAGAUACUGCGAAGGAAUGUUGCGCAAAUAUGCCAAACUAUAGGGUGGAAUGGCAUAAACUCAACUCCACUGGACAUAUUGGUGCAUGUACUGGAGAAGUACAUAAGGUCACUUGGGACACAAGCAAACAGAUACGCCGAACAAUUUAACAGGACUGAACCAAAUUUACAUGACUUAGGAUUAGUAUUUCGUGACCUCCACAUUAAUUUACCAGAGUUGACAGAGUAUACAAGGUGUGUACCUCCUGUACCCGCACCUGUACCAUCUGAAAAGUUCCCCAAGCCUAAAGAGUCUAAUUUGAACUUCCUGAAACCUGGCAGUCAUGAAGUUGUCACUAGACCUAUGCAUGUCCAUGAACAUUUGCCCCCUAUGUAUCCAGAAAAAGAAAGGGAUACACCUGCAGUGGCUGGAACUGUUGAAAUUCGUCAGAAUGGCAUUGAUAGUGGUGACGUUAGUAAUGCUACAUGUACGAGUCCUGAAAUUUCAGUCACAGACAGUCCAGAUAAGAAUAAGGAAAUAUUUAAGCGACCAACUGAUCCAGUUUCAUUACCAAACAGUAAAAGACCAAGGUUACGUUUGGAUGAGGAGGAAAGAACUAGAGAAAUCAGUAGUGUAAUGAUGACCAUGUCAGGGUUCUUGUCUCCAGCACGAGAAGGAAAAUUACCUGAGGCAAGACCACCUGCCAUAAUGUCAGAAAAACAUUAUGAUAAACAUAAAGCAAAUUCACAUCAUUCUAAUGUUGUGAAAGCACCAGUACUAGACAAAAAUGAUAAGAAACCCAAAAAGAAUAAGUUAUUGAAUGGUAAAGUAAUGAAAAGUAAACGAAAAGAUAAAGGUCAUAAAGGUGAGAGUAGUAAAUCUAAGGAUAGUAGUAAGUUGAAUAAGUAUCCACCAGGUCAUCCAACAAAAAGCAAGGAUGUGCAUCCAACACACCAUAAUCAUGUGACAAUGCCAGCGCCAAAAUCGCUUCCGCCUCCAAUGAAGUCUUCAAUGCCUCCACCACCAUCACCUGUAGUGGAAUCAUCCAAACCUAUUCCACCUAUCAAGCAAGAGCCAAUUGAACCACCACCCACAAUCUCCAGACCAAUCUCUGUAAAAGAGGAUGCAAUACCUGUACCAAGAAAAAUACCUAUUUCAAAAUCUCCUCUUGUUCCUAACUCUAUACCUGUACAUAAAUCUCAACCUCAAACAAAUUCAAUUAUACCUGAAGUGGAAAUUAAAAAAGAAAUAGUAGAUGAAGAAGAAAAAUUGGCAUCCCAACCUGAUAGAUCAAAGAUUAAUAUAUUUAAAAGAAUAUCGAACAAAUCAAAAGAAGAUAAAAGUACUCCAGAGGUUGUUCAGGAAAAAUUACAGUCUGAUUCUAUGAUCUCAAGGUUACAAAAUUCUAAUUCUUUACAUGAAAAUGCAAUUGAAAGCCGAUUCCAUGAAAAUUUUAGAGUGAAAACUGAAGAGCCCAUUGUGAACAAUAAUGAUAAUAGUGCUGUAGAUUUGUCUAAAGUUAUGAAUUUGAGGACUGAUGAAGUAAUAAGUAUUGAUGAUGAUCCUGUAGAUUUCAACCCUAUGCCUUCUAGAGCUCCACCAGUGGAACAUCGUCCUAGUAUAUCAAUUAAUAAAUCCCUACAAGUACCUUAUCCCAAAGAUGUAGCUAGUGUCAGUCCAAAAAUAAAAAAAGAAAGGAAGCAUAAAGACAAGAAAGAUAAAGCUGCUAAAUAUGAAGCAAAAAUGUUAAAGAAGCAACAAAUAGCAUAUGAGAUAGCACAGGCUGAAAAGCAAUGUCUGAAAUUAAGUGGUGCCAAACCACCCAAAACGAGUAGGCCGAAGAAUGAUUCCAAGUUGCCUCAACUGCCACCUGGUUUUCCAUUCUUCCCCACAAUGACUCCUGGUAGAGGUCUAAUGCCCGGUCCAGGCUUAAUACCCACCCCUGGGUUAAUACCAAGCAGUGAUUUCCUUGCUGGAUUGGCCAAUAAUCCAGCACUAAGAGGUCUACCACCCUCUAAUUUACUAACCAAUCCAUUUGCCUUGGGAGCAGGUGGGCCUGGUCUGAUACCAGGACCUAGUUUUCUGGGUGGUGGUCUUAAUCCUGGUAUUCGAAAUCCUCUCAUGCCGAUGGGACCUAUACCUCAUACAUCCAGAUCUUCUCCUAUAAAAAUACCUCCAAUGUUACGUCGUCCUAGUUUAGAAGUUAUACCUGUAGAUAAUGAUGAUGACAGAGGAAUGCAUAAGUCUCCGAUGAUGGGCCCCCAAAAGGACAGACACGAUAAGCACAAAUCUCAGACCAUUCCAAAUAUAUUACAAAAGCAUAAAUCGAAGUCACAUAAAGAUCACAAAUCUAAUUUAUACAAAAUGCCUCCAGUUCAGCCUGAUAUUACCAUUGAAUUAAAUCCUCCAAAAUUAGAACCUGUUAGGCAGGAACCACCUAAAGUGUCACCAAUUCCCACUCCUCGAAUACCAACACCAGAGCCCAUGGUACAGAAAGAGCCAGAUCCUGUACCAGAACCAGUCAAACCCCCCACUCCUGAGCUUCCACAAGAUAGAGAACUAGAAAAUUUCGACAAGAAAAAGGACAAGUCACAUAAGAAAGAUAAAAAAGAAAAAGAUAAGGAUGGCAUUAAAAUCAAAAAGAAGAAGGAUAAAAAGGAUAAGAAUAAAGAAAAGUCUGAUAAAAAACGUGAAAAAGAGGAAAGACAAGAGUUGAAAGAUAAAAUAAAAAAGGAUAAAAAAGAGAAGAAAAAAGAAAAGCCACAAGCCACUGACGGUCUCGUGCCUAAACUUACACUAAAACUAAGUUCAUCUAACUCGAAUUCACCAAUGCCACCAAGUUCACCCGAUAUAUUUAAGUUGAAUAUAAAACCUGUACUAAGAAAAGAAGAGGAAGAGGAGGAAUCGCCAACGAAGGAUGAGCCAUUAUCAAGAGAACACAGUCGCUCUCCUGAAUUAGCCCAAAUAUCCGCAUUAGUGACAAGACCUCCAAAAUUGAAACAUUCGAAGCACAAUCAUGUCUUUGAUGGUGAAGGACAGUCGUCUUCACCACCCUCAGGUAGUUCACCACCAAGGAAGAAUGCUCCCUCAUCGUCUUCAAAAUAUAAAAGGAUAUUGAUUAAACAAAUGUCCAAAAAAGGACCUGUUGAAAACUUUGACGACGACGUUGCGUCGGUUUCUGAAGAACCGGCGCCGCUGCCGCAGGUGCCGCCUCCACAACUUCCCGCAGCCGCAGAAAAACUGACGGGACCUUUACCCACGCCUUAUUACGUAGACGAACACGGUAAUAAGAUUUGGGUUUGUCCGGCCUGCGGUCGGCCUGACAAUGGAUCGCCAAUGAUCGGAUGCGACGGUUGUGAUGGCUGGUACCAUUGGGUAUGUGUCGGGAUUACUGAAGAGCCCGGUGCAACGGAAGACUGGUUCUGCAAGUCGUGUCUUGCAAAACGCGCGGCGAUGGCGCUUGCUGGAGUCACUUCUGGAAAAAAGAGGGGCCGAAAGCCUAAAGGGGAAAAAAUCAGAGACUGUCAUUGA